AUGAAACUCAGCUCAAAGAUUACAAGACAGUUAAGGAGAAAUUCGACUCAUACUUUUGUGGUCAGAAGAAAUGUAAUAUAUGAGCGUGCUAAGUUCAAUAGGAGAGUACAAAAUGAACACGAAUCAGUCGAACAAUUCAUAACCUCAUUAUACGUGUUAGCUGAACACUGUCAGUACGGAAAUUUAAAUGAUCAAAUGAUCCGUGACCGCAUUGUUGUUGGCUUAAUUGAUGCAAAUGUAUCGCAAAAGCUUCAACUUGACCCUGAUUUAACGUUAAAGAAAGCACAAGAUAUUGUUCGAGAAACUGAUGCCGUCAAAAAGCAGCAAAGUGAACUGCGAAACAAAGUUGAUUUCCCAGACAAUGGCGUAGAUUCUAUUCAUUCCGCAAAGCACAAGAAAUCACGGCGAGAACAGAACAACAAAGCUACAGGAAAAUCAAACCAGAAAGAUUUUCCUGGUAAACAAAGCUGUUUUCGAUGUGGAAAAAACCCAUUCCAUAGCAGAGAAAAAUGUCCUGCAAGAAAUUCCACGCGUAACAAGUGUUCUAAAGUUGGACAUUGGGCUAAAGUCUGCAGAACUAAAAUGGUUGCGGAGGUGGUCACAGAAACAGUGAUGACGAUGAAAAUUAUGAAUUCCUUGGCGAAGUAUCAUCCCAAAACAAUGCUCAGUGGAAAGCAAAUCUAAAAUUGGAUGGACAAGUAGUUCAAUUCAAGUUGGACACUGGAGCUGAUAAAACUUGUAUUCCACUUCACUUUGUAUGAAAGCAUGAAAACUAAGCUUCCUGCUUUGAAAAAGUUGAAGAAGAAGCUACAUUCUUGUGAUGGAAAGAAAUUAGAUAUCUAUGGAAUAUUCGUUGCAACAAUAGAAAAGCUGAUAAGAAAAUAACAGUACAAGAUGUGUAUGUUAUCAAAGGUUUACAUCAAGCUCUCUUGGGUGGGCCAGCUAUACGUGCUCUGAAUUUACUCCAGAAAGCAAAGUUUGUGGAGACAGUAAAGACCUGCAGCGACGAAGCCGAACCUAACAAAAAGUGGAAAAGUCAGUCUCCAAAGCUAUUCAAAGGGCUUGGAAGAAUCAAGAAUGAAUACGCAAUCAAAUUGAAACCAGAUGCUAAACCCCAUGCCGUUUACACGCCAAGAAAGAUAGCAAAUCCUCGGUUACCUAAAGUUAAAAAUGAACUGGACAGGAUGGAGAAAAUGGGUGUCAUCUCGAAAAUCGAAACUCCAACAGAAUGGUGCUCUCAUAUGGUAGUGGUACCAAAAUCGAAUGGUGACGUAAGAAUUUGCCUUGAUCCAUCCGAGUUAAAUGAAAGCAUUCUACGAGAAGCGCACCCCCUACCUGGUGUCGAUUGUACAUUGGCAAAGUUAGCUGGAUCGACAGUGUUCUUGAAGCUUGAUUGUAACUCUGGUUUUUGGCAAAUACCAUUAUCAGAAGAAUCUGCUCCCAUAACUACAUUCAUAACCCCAUGGGGGAGAUACAAUUUCAAUGUACUGCCUUUUGGAAUAACACCAGCGUCAGAACAUUUUCAAAAACAGUUGGAAAUGGUCUUGAAAGAUUGUGAAGGGGCAUGUAUCGAGAUUGAUGAUAUUCUUGUUCAUGGAAAGGAUACUAAGGAGCAUGAUGAAAUAUUGAAGAAAGUUCUUCAAAAGCUUGAAGAAGCGAAUGUUACGUUGAAUGGCGACAAGUGUGAACUCUCAAAACCUGAAGUUCACUAUCUGGGUCAUGUGAUAAACGCUACAGGAAUCAGUGCAGAUCCAGAAAAAGUUUGUGCCAACACAGAGAUGUCAUCGCCAAACAGCACACAAGAGGUGAGGUGGUUCUUAGGAAUGUGCAACCAACUCAGUAAGUUCUCAUCGGGAUUAGCUGAUAAGACUAAACCUAUCCGAGAUUUAUUGAGUGAUAAAACUCACUGGAACUGGGGCAUCCAGCAAGAAGAGGCUUUCAAAGAGAUCAAGAAAAUCCUCAGCAAUACUCCUGUAUUGGCCUUAUACGAUCCAAAAGCGGAGACAAAAAUUCGCACAGAUGCAUCUUCAUAUGGUUUGGGUGCAAUUUUAAUGCAAAAGCAAAGUAAUUAUGAAUGGCAACCAGUCGCGUAUGCUUCAAGAGCAUUGUCACCAACAGAACAAAGAUACGCACAAAUUGAAAAAGAAGCACUGGGAAUUAUGUGGGGAUGUGAAAAGUUUUCUGAGUACAUCUCUGGCAUGAAGUUUCAUAUAGAAACAGAUCACAAGCCAUUGGUUCCGGAUAUUUACACAUGGAAAAAGAUUGGUGAUCCCUUCAUCAAUGAGAUUGGACAUACUUAGUAAAAUACAUUCAGGACAUCUCGGGAUAACCAAGUGCCGAGAAAGAGCAAGAACGUCAGUGUGGUGGCCUGGUAUGAGCAAACAAAUUGAUGAUUUGGUUCGAAACUGUCAUGAAUGCGUUAAAGAAAGAAAGAAUAAAGCAGAACCAUUGAUAUCCUCUACUCUACCAGAUAGACCAUGGCAAAAACUUUGUACUGAUCUGUUCAAGCUAAAGGGUAAGACAUAUCUUAUAAUCAUUGACUACUUUUCAGGAUAUCCCGAAUAGCUCUCUUAAACAGUAUUACCUCUACAAGUGUAAUUACGCAUAUGAAGUCUUGUUUUGCUAGACAUGGAAUUCCAGAUCGUGUUAUAUCAGAUAAUGGUCCUCAAUUUAGUUCAGUUGAAUUUUCAAAGUUCUCCUCCAGUUAUGGAUUCAAGCAUCAGACAAGCAGUCCAAGAUAUCCUCAAGCCAACGGUAAAAUUGAACGGGCAGUGAAAACGGUGAAAAGUCUUCUUAAAAAGUCGAAAGAUCCGUAUAUUGCUUUAAUGUCGUAUCGAGACACUCCACUCGAGAAUGGUUAUAGUCCUGCUGAACUCUUAUUUGGAAGAAAGAUUCAAACGACUCUUCCAGUUGUAUCACAGCACCUUGCCCCUACUUGGCCUUAUCUCAUAGCUGUCAGAGAAAAGGAAGAAAGAAUAAAGAAACGACAGACGAAGAAUUACGAUUUCCGUCAUAAAGUGAAAACAUUACAGCAACUUGAACCUGAUUGUCCAGUAUGGAUUCCAGAUCGUAAAGAGUCGGGUACAAUUAUCAAUAAGUUUGAAACCCCUCGCUCGUAUGUGAUUAAAACCCCAACAACAACUGUUCGAUGA
Molecule: messenger RNA, 3152 nt
Organism: Paramuricea clavata
Lineage: Eukaryota; Metazoa; Cnidaria; Anthozoa; Malacalcyonacea; Plexauridae
Source: the annotation of a GenBank genome assembly